Messenger RNA from Dermacentor andersoni, 2260 nucleotides. RefSeq names its product bestrophin-3-like. Lineage: Eukaryota; Metazoa; Arthropoda; Arachnida; Ixodida; Ixodidae. The record is from RefSeq and is a predicted model, not a curated record. Gene Ontology annotation, molecular function: chloride channel activity.
GCUCACCGCCACGCAUCAAGUGAAAACGUGCGGUACCCUUUGAUAUAUCACAUAGUCAUUUUUUUGUUUUUUGUGUGUGUGGAGCGCUGACGUGAGCUCCGCAUGCCGGCAGUGUAAUGCCAAAGAUGCGUUUCCUUCCGACACGCGAGGCACGGAUCAAUCAAGCACGCACGCCUCUUCCUUGCAACCCGAACGGGUCGCAGACACGCGAACGUGGCCGGUGAUCCCGCUUGCCUGACACAGGCCCUGCCGAACAGCAGGGCCGGAUCGGCGUUCAGGCCGUCAUCGGUGCCAUGACGAUCGCGUACCAGGCGGACGUGUCUACGAGUACACUUCUUGGCUUCUGGAAGCUGGUCGCCCGCUGGCGCGGCUCUGUCUACAAGCUUAUCUACAAGGAGAUGCUGGUUUACGGGGCCGCGUUUACCGCCAUCGCCAUCUGGUACCGGCGCUUCAUGACGGCCGAGCAACGGCAGCUCUUCGAGCAGCUCGCGCUGUACAGCGACCGGGCGCUCGAGCACAUACCGCUCUCGUUUGUGCUCGGCUUUUACGUUUCGUUCGUGGCAGGCCGCUGGUGGGACCAGUUCACCAGCAUCCCCUGGCCGGACAGGCUGGCGCACGUCGUUCUCGCAUACGUCAGUGGUGGCGACGAGCAGGGGCGCCUGCUGCGACGCACCAUGAUGCGUUACGCCAACCUAGGUCUGGUGCUCGUGCUGAAGUCGGUGAGCGGUUCGGUGAAGAAGCGCUUCCCGAGUAUGCGGCACCUAGUAGAAGCGGGCUUCAUGACGGCCGAGGAACGGUCCCUGUACGAGGCAACGCCUAGCCGCACUAAUCGUCACUGGCUGCCUUCGAUGUGGUUUGUCAAUCUGGCCAACGUGGCCGUACAGCAAGGACGACUUCAGUCCGGACCGCCGGUCAAGCAUCUACUCGAAGAGCUCAACCAUUUCCGCGCAAAGUGUUCGCUCCUAUGGUGCUACGACUGGGUCACCGUACCGCUCGUCUACACACAGGUGGUGACGCUCACAACGCACUUGUUCUUUGUGACGUGCCUAGUGGCGCGCCAGAGCUUGGACCCGGAGAAAGGUUAUCCAGGCCACCAGUUGGACGUCUACUUUCCCUUCUUCACCUUCCUGCAGUUCAUCUUCUUUAUGGGAUGGCUCAAGGUCGCAGAGCAGCUGAUAAACCCGUUCGGCGAGGACGACGACGACUUCGAGACCAACUGGCUCAUCGAUCGACACACGCAGGUCUCGUACAUGGCGGUGGACGAGAUGUACGGAAAGUUCCCUCCCAUGGAGCGGGACCUACACUGGGACAGCCAGGAACCCGACCUGCCCUACACCGCAGCUGCCAUCGUGCACAAGAUACCCACCUACCGCGGCUCGGCUGUUAACAUCGGGUGACGAGCGAACUUGACCGCGGUGCGGCUCACCUUUGGGUCAUCUGUCCCGUGCUACACUAUCUAUGCCUUCCCUGAAGUGCUGUCUUCGUUCUACAUUCUACCGUGUGGCGCGCAUGCUUCGAAUGUUCUCAAUGAACUUAGCUACUCAUGCACACAAGUAUGGAAAAGGCAGUGGUGCUCGCCGCCAGUGCAACCAUAUUAUUCGCAGUCUCCGCUCCUGCGUCCUGAGUCAUGGUUGUAGCUGUCAUCAGCUCAUGGUCGUCCUUAUCAUAAAUGCCUGAUUCAUCGUGUGUGUGAGGAGCGCCGUGAUCGAGCGGCGGUCAUGCAUUGCUGUGCCAAUUGUCCGGUGCGCCGCGAAAGCUGGUUUCACUGCUUUUGGUGGCGAAACGAAUUUGGUGUCGGUAGUGUCGUCGAUAAAUGCACGCGCCUGCAAGUUGUCCCCAUUCACGCAAUGGCUGACCAUCACCUAGUGGCUGUGCGUGAAAUUACAGUGCCGUUAUUAUUCGUGUGUGCGCAGUGUGCUCGAUCUAGUGUGUGUAAAUUUUGUCGGCGCGAGCCGCUCACGGUAAAACUUAGGUGCACCAUUUUGCCGCCCAUCUGCUGACAUUCCUUGGUGGCACCUGUAUGCUGUCCUUUGAGUGCGUAUGGCCGCGUGAACACUAAGUUUCCAUCUGUUAAUCUUAAGAGACGACAGUUGGCAAAAAAAAAAAAAGACUGGGCUGAUCGUUGUGUACCUUGUGCGUCGCACUUCGUGGUUGUCCUGGCGCACAGCGCGAAGGCCAGCAUUUGUUUUAUUCUCUGUAUGUGCCUGUUACCAGUCUUCAGCGCUCCGUGUUUUAUAAUUAAAGGCGUUCCCUCUUUUAA